Molecule: messenger RNA, 1264 nt
Organism: Volvox carteri f. nagariensis
Lineage: Eukaryota; Viridiplantae; Chlorophyta; Chlorophyceae; Chlamydomonadales; Volvocaceae
Exons: 10
Coding region: 1-903 (300 amino acids)
Molecular function (GO): oxidoreductase activity, acting on the CH-OH group of donors, NAD or NADP as acceptor
Source: RefSeq, a predicted model, not a curated record
AUGGCUUCUCUUGUGUCUACUUCUCUUAAAAGACUGCAAGGAAAAGUCGCAGUAGUAACGGGAGGAGCGAAAGGUAUCGGGUAUGGAUGCGCGCGGAGCCUGUGCAAGGAAGGCGCCAAGGUAGUGCUGGCAGACGUGGACCUUACUGCCGCACAGCGCAGCGCACAGGAUUUGGUAACGGCAGGACACGCAGCACAUGCGGUGAAAUGUGAUGUACGACUUAAGGCGGACUGCGAGGCCGCGGUAGCAGCAGCAGUGGCGACAUGGGGCAAGCUGGACAUAAUGGUGGCGAAUGCGGGCAUCGUCAAGGCCGCGCCCUUCCUGGACAUGACCGAACAGGCAAAAAGCUGUCUCUACCGCGGCCAUGCGGACUUCGACGAUGUCGUGGGUGUCAACCUGAAAGGCGUCUUCCUUUCCUGUCAGGCCGCCGCUCGGCAAAUGGUAUCUCAGCGUGAGGCUGAUCCGUCUUGGGCAGGAGGAGCCAUCAUCACUAUGUCCUCAGUAAAUGCCGUUAUGGAUUCCGUUUCGUACUUUUCGAUUUUAGCUGACGGCAUGUUUUACCAAGCCAUACCCACCAUCGCGGGCUAUAACGCCAGCAAAGGCGGAGUUAACGGUCUGACACGAUCCAUGGCUCUGGCUCUCGCACCGCACGGCAUUCGGGUCAACGGUGUAGGGCCCGGCAGUAUCGCAACCGACGUGCUGGCGUCCGUGGCGAGCGACGCAUCGGCGCACAGACGCAUCCUGUCCCGAACACCCAUGGGGCGAAUCGGGGAGCCGGACGAGGUGGGGGAGGUGGUGGCCUUCCUGGCGAGUGAGGCGUCGUCGUACAUGACGGGCCAGGUGUUGUACGUGGAUGGCGGGCGGCUGGCGCUCAACUAUACGGUGGUGGUUCCAGACAGCUGAAGAGAGGGAUGGCGGAGGGAGGGGGAGGCGGGGAAGCGACGAAGGGAGGUUCUGGGUUAUGAAGACCACUGUUGUCAUCUAGGACGGAGCGGAUUUCUUUAGGUUGGGGUUACCCGGGGGGUGUGGUGCAGGGAAGGGAAGGAUAACCCCCUUCCUGAUGCAUAAAAAAUAAAUUAGAGGGACAUCAGGCCGGGGACUGGGACCAGAUCGGUUGUUAUUGCUCGGCGUUGCACGUCAAUUGAAACACAUACACCCUGCCUUCAAGAGUUAGUUUUCCAUUUCCCUGCGGCCUCCGAAACCAGACGGUUGGUACGGCACGCGGCUAAACCGGAUUAGCUGCUGGCGUGGUGUUACAGUGGCC